AUGCAAGACGAUGAGCACAUUAAAGUAUUAGGAAUAAUUUGGAAUCUUAAAUUAGAUAUAUUUCAAUUUCGCGUCACUCUACCAUCGUCAUCCGCCUGCACCAAACGAGUCAUUCUGUCGACAACUGCUAAGUUUUUUGAUCCAUUAGGAUGGGCUACCCCUGUCACUGUCACAGCCAAAAUUUUCUUGCAACGAUUGUGGGCACUUCAUUGCCACUGGGAUGAUGAAAUCCCUCGCCAACUUCUUGAUUGUUGGAUGGACUAUUAUAAACGACUUCCGUACCUUAAUGCUCUGAGCAUACCGCGCUGGACCACUUCCAGUUCUCAGACCGUACACCGCGCCCUUCACGGUUUUUCCGACGCAUCGACAGCAGCUUACGCUGCAGUGGUGUAUCUUCGCACCGUCAGUCACGACGGCUCCGUUACCGUAACUCUUCUAACUGCCAAAUCAAAAGUGGCCCCUCUUAAAACAAUAAGCGUUCCCCGCUUAGAAUUGUCCGCUGCAAUGCUCCUCGCGCGGUUAAUUCAAUUUACGCGCUCAGCGCUUCAGCUCCCGAAUAUAGAGUGUCAUUGCUGGACUGACUCCACCAUUACACUUGCCUGGUUGGCUCAGUCACCUUCCCGAUGGAGAACCUUUGUAGCCAAUCGUGUUUCGACUGUUCAAUCACUAAUCCCCGAAGUACCAUGGCGUCAUAUCAUGACGCAAACAAAUCCAGCGGACUGCGCAUCACGCGGUCUCGCUCCCGACUUAUUGGAGAAACAUGACCUGUGGUGGUCAGGCCCUCCCUGGUUACGACAACCUCCCGAGUCUUGGCCUCAUUUGUGCCCUUCGGUCCCUUCCAAUGCUCCUCUGGAACACCGCUCGGAUCCCCCAGUAUGUGCCUUACAUGCCACAUCAACCUGGGAUCUCGAGUCUCGUUAUUCUUCGUGGCCAAAAUUACUAAGGAUCACCGCGUAUCUUUAUCACUUUCUGAAUCGACUCCGAGCUUGUAAAGAUUCACAAUUUUGUGCCGUCACUUUGAUUCCCAAAAAAAUUCAACAAGCCAAGAGUUACUGGCUUGGUCGGAUGCAGUCGCACAUGUUUCCGAGUGAGAUCGCAGCUCUAAAUCAACAGCGUCCGUUGCCAAAAAACAGCCCGCUAUCAACUCUGAACCCUUAUUUAGAUAAGGAGGGACUUAUUCGUUUGCGGGGAAGACUCCGACGAGCCAACCUCCCAGGAGCGACGAAGAAUCCCCUCGUCUUGCGUUCACACCCGCUGGUGGUACUCAUUAUCCAGCAUCAUCACCUUCGGAUGCUGCAUUCCGGCGUUCAAUUAACGCUCGCAUCAUUGCGAAGCGAAUUCUGGAUUCUCCGUGCCCGCGCUACAGUUCGAGGCGUUCUUUAUAAAUGUAUACAAUGUACGCGAGAACGUGCCGACAUACCUACUGGGGGUCAAUUGUGUAUCUUUGUCGACUUUCCUCACUUCUCGUACUUUCAUGUCACAUGA
Cyphomyrmex costatus is the source of this 1485-nucleotide messenger RNA. RefSeq lists its product as uncharacterized. The transcript has a single exon. The record is from RefSeq and is a predicted model, not a curated record. The coding region runs from base 1 to 1485 and encodes 494 amino acids. Lineage: Eukaryota; Metazoa; Arthropoda; Insecta; Hymenoptera; Formicidae.